CUUGGACAAAGGUGGAGCGGACCGCCCGAAGAUAGAUCGCUCGUGUGUCCAAUGUCACUUCCAGACACCGCACAUUACGCAGAGGCAGCACAUGAGAAAGCCAGGACCGGCUAUCGGUACUAGCUAGCUAGUAUUUGUUUGUUGCUUCAUGCUUUCAUCUAAUUCCAUCAGUCUUCCGGGGCCAACUCUCAAGAGAAGCAGCGGCACCAUCCGCCGACCCGAAUUUCGGCUCGAUGUCCAACAAAAAGAUAUGUUUGGUGAUUUGGGCUUGUCUUUUGUGGAUCUUCUGCAUUUGCCUAUGGAAUGCCAUUUCUCACCGAGCUACCCGAGCGGAUUUGGAAGAAAUAUGGAGAACGGUUGCAUCACUGAGGUUGUCCAAAGAAGAAGAAAAGAAAGAGCUCAAAGCUGUCAUGGAAAACAUAAAGGAAUCACGAAGGUUCCUAAUUGUUGGUCUGGUAGAAACUCUGGAGGAAUUCUUUGGCACCGACAACCAUGGCAAUAUCAGUCUCAGCAGCAAAGCCAUACUGGCCGUUGGAGACCUAUGUUGGGCUUUCCAUGAAUCCAACACUCAGAGUACUGUGGAUGUCCAUGUGCUAUACAAGUCCAAGAAUGAUCCAAAUGUUGAAUCCAACCUACUGCAAUUCUUAAAAGGGCACAUGUGCCAGCCAACAUUACAAUCCGAAAAUGAGUUGUGUACACAAAAGGAAGGAACGAACAAGGAUCAGUUCUUGGCACAAUUCAAGGAGUUUAGUCGCUAUAAACGUCUCGCAAUGCUGCGAUCGGAGCAACGACGCCAAAUCUUGGAUGCGAACCAUGAUGGCUAUGAUGUUGUGGUCAGCGUGGAUAUGGACGUGGUGAGUCUACCACCCAUUGUACCACUGGUGAAUGCCAUGGAAGUGGUUGCCACUGACAGGGCCCAUGGCAUUGGAAGUAUUGUCUGUUCGAAUGGGAUUGAAAAUGUGAAUGUGUUCAAUGGCUGGUUGCAACUGAGCCUUUACUAUGACACCUUUGCGACUAUUCUGGAGGAUGGAACCUGGGGGUUCACGGGGCUGACCCAGAAUCCUAUGGAACAAAUCAAACAUGGCCAGACUUUGUUGUUGAGGGAUAUUCUUCGCAAAUUAGAAGGCCCAACAAAAUACGAUCAGAGGUACCACAUGCAAUCCUGUUUUGGAGGAGCUGCCCUAUAUGACUUUGAUACAUGGGCGACUCCUGUGUGCGACUAUUAUCACAGCAGGAUUGAAUUGAUGGUGGAGCAUACAGAUGACAACAGUGCAUCAGGCUUUUCAUUCCUUCACGCCCCCAAUGACAAGCUGCAUCAAUUAAAGCAUUUCAAUCAAAAGGUGACACGAUGGAAGUUGGAUCCCAAGUACCAGAGUCCUGAUGGGUGGUGUGAACACAUGAUCUUCCAGCAGUGUCUAUAUGCUGCCAAUAGAGAGAAAAGCACCAUGAAAAACAAGCGUCAGCUCAACAUUGGUAUUCAACCUGACCUCGUCAUCGAAAGACAAGCAGCAGUUAUGAGUCGAUGGGAGGAUUGGAGGAACGUACCUAUAGUCUGCAUGAGAAAACUUGCUGGACCAGGUGGUUUUACCCUAGUGAUAUACUGUCUCUUCAGGUAUCUACUCUUCCCCAAAAACAGCAAAUCUCCUCGGAUAAAACGUCUCGCAGAGACCAAAGUCGGGCAUCAUGACUGAUCGACAACAUAUCUGCGCACUCUUAAGCUUUUUGGUACACUUUUCCCUAAUUGUUCACACGGCUGCACUAGAUUUAUUGAGUUUGUGAUUUACCAAUGAACAGGAAUCAGCGAUCCAUUGAAAGAAGGCUCCUUUCACUCUCCCUACAGCACCGGGAGCUCAUUUUAAUUUUGUUCGUUCUCAGUGUCUGUGUU
Messenger RNA from Seminavis robusta, 1885 nucleotides. The record is from the annotation of a GenBank genome assembly. NCBI's taxonomy places the organism in Eukaryota, Bacillariophyta, Bacillariophyceae, Naviculales, Naviculaceae.